Molecule: messenger RNA, 1892 nt
Organism: Linum tenue
Lineage: Eukaryota; Viridiplantae; Streptophyta; Magnoliopsida; Malpighiales; Linaceae
Source: the annotation of a GenBank genome assembly
AUUCUGAUUCGCCUCCCGGACCCUAGAUCCGCCUGCCGCUGCAAAAUCGUUUGCCAGCUGUGGAGGUCCGUCAUCUCCAAUGCCUCCUUCAACCGCCGUUUCCUUUCUCACCGCGAGAUCAUGACUCGGGACGAUCUCAAAUCCAUCGUCCUCAGCUUCCUCGCUCCCUUCCCUAAUGGGGUUAAAGACCGAGACGCGCUCAGAGUUCUGCACUGCGACAAGGACCUGGUUUUGUGCGGGUUUGAGGAUAAAGCUCGCGACGAUGGGAAAUAUAGCAGAUCGUACCUCGUCUGCAAUCCGUUCACGAAGCAGUGGCAUGGUCUUCCUUUGGCGCCCAGGAAGUUGGUUGGGUAUUUAUCUCCGGUCACAAGAAAGAAUAUCAUCAACUACGAAUCGCCUGCCACUCCAGGUUCAUUGGUCUGAACAUCCUGGAACUGCAUAAGCUUGAAAGAACGUUGGAAUCUGUUAUGACCAUUUCCUUUGUCGUUAAUCAGUCAUUGCAAAUGUUUUUGGUGGAUUAGUCGGGUCAUUUUUGUUAAUCUUAGCUUUGUACUUGCUUCUUUACUUCUUCCAUGCUUAGGUCCAAGGACUGCAGAUGAGUCAAAGCACUUGAAUCUGUAAAAUUUUGUACCAAUUUGUGUCAAACUUCCUUUUUUGUUGGCAUUGAAUACAUUGCUUCCGUACUAUAUUUCUAUGUCACGGGUUUUCAUGGAAUUGUCUAAGUGUGCCCUGCAGCAAACCUCCUAGGCCUGUUUUGAUUCAUCUGCAGUCCUGCUACUCUUAACUCGGUUCCACACAAACAAUUCUCCCUUGCUGCCCUCUACUGUUUCUUUUGUGUAUGUUUACGUAUUAGUGGUGCUGCAAUUCUGAUGCUCCUGGCUGCUAUUUGGCCCUUAUGUAGUUAUUCCAUUUUGUUGGUGACCUUAGUCAGAACCCUUCUCUUCCUAGCUUAGCUUCCUUUGUUUUUCUGCUGCCGCAGCUGCACUUUUUUCUCCUCAUGCUGUAAUUCUGCUUCUGUAUUUUUUUAAUGCUGCCGCUUCUGUAUUAUCAUGAUUUCAGGUUGCUCCAGGACCACAAAAAGGCCUUACAUCUUUCACUCAUCCGUCAAAUUCCCUCCGUGAAUCUCAAGAGGUAAGAUUUGAGUUGGGUUUUCUGUUUAAUGACGAGGGUUAUGUUCAGUUUCUUCUUCUACCAUUGAAAUCUGAAAGCUGGCUGCUUGAUUUUAGCCCCUAUUUUGCUUAGUCUCAGUUGGUUAUGCUGUGUCUCUUCUUCCAUUGAAAUCUCGACGACUGAAUCGUAGGUACCUCCUUCUGCUUCUGUCUUUGCCUUCCCUACCCCUCUGUUUCUUUUGUGUCAAACAAGGAAUAGCAGAACCCCAAUGAUGGAGAGAUGUUGCAAGUACCAUUACUACAAUUGCGAACUUAGCGCCUCUGGAGUUGCCCCUCCCACUCAUCUGACACCCUGACGCUGAAAUAUCACACUACAGCAGGAGUCAAUGAUCUCAACUCCUAAAACUGUAAGGAUUGCGUUGAGAUAGGCGUUUUUGGUGAUGAAACGUACUUGGCAGCUGCUAAGAAACCAAGUCAGAUCAUCAUUUCCAAUUCAUUGAUGUUGAGGCUGCUUUAAAAACCAGAUAAGUGAAAUGAUUUUUUCUAGGCAGCCAUAAACACAAGCACAAGAGAAGUAUGGGAGAGCUGGAAUCUUACUCAGAAGCUACCAUAUAGAAAGAUCUUAAAUAGCUUCUUUGGUGAUUAAGUAAUCUGCCCUUCUGAUUUAAUUGAUUUCCCAAUUUGGGAGGACAUGUGUUUUGUAUGUUAUGACUGAAACUCCGCCACCGGUAGCGACGAGGAAGGCAAUAUCUGAAAAUGGGUGUACGGGAGAAUAGCUUGGAU